Molecule: messenger RNA, 1155 nt
Organism: Spodoptera littoralis (African cotton leafworm)
Lineage: Eukaryota; Metazoa; Arthropoda; Insecta; Lepidoptera; Noctuidae
Source: the annotation of a GenBank genome assembly
AUGCCAAAACGGACUCUUGAAGAAUUUCGAAAGGAUUAUAAUCUUAGCAACCGAAUACUACGACCCGACCCGGAUUGGGAAGCUGAACUAGACCGGGCGACGGAGGUAACCGAAGAAAUAGCGGCGAGGGUCAAAACAUACACCCAGGGGUUUAGGAAGAGAAAGAAAUUCAAACCGGACUGUUGUUGUCAGGAAGCAGUCACCAGGCCGGGUGUGGCGCCUUUGGUCGAACUGAACGAUGGCAAGCAAAUACCAAGCCUCGGAUUCGGCACUUGGCUAGGAUUCAGUAAAGAGGGUGGCUUGGAGCCGGUGGUGGAUGACAGAGUGCAGCGCGCCGUGGAGGCUGCCAUCGACGCGGGGUACAGGCACAUUGACACCGCAGCCAUUUAUGAUACUGAAGAACAGGUGGGGAAAGCGAUACAGAACAAAAUAGCAGAGGGUGUCGUGGCUAGGGAGGACCUCUUCAUCACUUCCAAGCUAUGGAACGAUCGGCACGCCAAGAAUGAUGUAGUGCCGGCCCUGAAAGAGUCCCUCGCGAAGCUCAACCUGACAUACUUGGACCUCUACCUGAUUCAUUGGCCCAUCGCACAGUAUGCAAACGGCACAUACUAUGACACAGACUACGUGGAAACCUGGAAGGGUAUGAUCGACGCACAGGUCCUGGGUCUGGCCCGCUCCAUCGGAGUGUCCAACUUCAACAUCACCCAGCUCGACCGGCUCUUCACCAUGACUCCAGUCAAACCAGCUGUACUGCAGGUCGAGGUGAACAUAAACUUGCAGCAGGCGGAGUUGAUCAAGUUUUGCAAGGAGCAUGGUAUUGCGGUGGUGGGGUACACGCCGUUCGGUUCCCUGUUCCACAACAAGGCGGCCCCCGAUGCCCCGCCUCCCAGGACUGACAACCAGACCCUGUUGAAGAUCGCUGACAAGUACCACAAGACCAUCGCACAAGUCAAUUUGAGAUAUCUCGUGGAAUUGGGAGUCAUACCGAUCCCGAAGUCGGUCACGCCGAAGCGUAUUAACGAAAACAUAGAAGUGUUUGAUUUCCAGCUGACGCAAAACGAGAAGGAUUGGAUGAAAGCAUUCGACAAGAACUAUAGGACUAUACCUGUUACCAUGUGGAUAGACUCACCGUACUACCCCUUCCAUAAGAAAUAA